AUGGCAGCAGCAGCACCGCCAUCCCCCUCACCAAGCCCAGCGCCAUCCCCACCCCCGACUCCCCUCGCCUCAUUCCUCACCCUCACAUGGCGCAACAAGCUCCACUUCCUCUUUGCGGCCUUCCUCGCCCUCUUCGUGUGGAGCGUCACGCCCAUCUCCUGGCUCUACCUAGGCUACGACAUAGCUUUACGAGGGGAUAAACCGCGCCAUUGGUUCUCGAGUGUGGUAUUCUACUACUCGCUAUGCGAGGUGCCCUUCUCCAUCUACUUGCUCUCCCUCCGACGAGAGGCACAGAAGCUCCUCCCUCCCCCUCAGGUCAGCGUUGAGGCACUCGAGGAGCUACUGCAUCGCUGUCUCGGGGAUCAUUCCCACCCGUCGGAGCGGGACAAGUCAGCUGAGCAUCAGGAGGAGCAACGUAACCUCUUUCGCUCUCGAGCGCGCAGGUGGUUUCACCACAAGCCCCUCGAGGAAAUUUAUGCCGAUAAUGCGCGAGAGUGGUUGGGGUGGGCCUUUGGUGGGCGUGAGCUUGACGAGUUGCGUGCUGAUACGAGCAAGAAGGGACAGGAGAAUAUGGCAUUGAUCGAGAAGGGGUUGGGCAUGUUGGAGGUACAGCUAGGCCACAAGUUCACGCCAGGGUACAACCCAAAGGCGAGGGCGAUGCGGUUGACCCUCGACCCAGUCAAGACGCUGCAACGCCCCUUUGGGUACUACGUCGUUUGCAACUCCAUCUCCGAAGCCACAAUCGCCUGGCUACGCUUCGUCCACGGCUUCCGCAAGGAGCAACAUGGCCUUUGCGACUUCCUUGUCCUCCCUCCCUCCUCGCCCAAGCCGCAGCGCGACGAUCCUAGCCUGACCGCGAAUGGUCACCCAGCGAACGCAAGCAUCGCUGCGCGUACACGCUCGACGUCACACACCUCCUUCGGGACGCAGCCCAUCCUUUUCCUCCACGGCCUUGGCAUCGGCCUGGGACAGUAUGCGGUCCUGCUCCGUCGCCUCGUCAAGCACCGAGGCGGGGUAGCUAUCCUCCUUCAACCGAACAUCAGCGUCUCCAUCUUCAGCCGGCGAUACUUCCUCCAUGCACCCAACAAAGACGAGCACGUAGCAGCGGUACGCGCCUGCCUCGCCGCGCACCACUUUGAGAAGAGCACGAUCCUCUCCCACUCCAACGGGACAAUGGUGCACGGCUGGGUUGCGCGAGAUGCGCCCGAGCUGGCACACAGGCACGUACUGGUGGAUCCGGUCUGCUUCCGCCUGUGGGAGGGGGCGACGAGCUUUGCCUUCCUCGCCAAGCGAUGGGGUACGGGCAUCGAGAUCCUCUUGGGCUACUUUGUGGCUCGAGAAGUGGGUGUGGCAUACAGUAUUGCACGCCGCUUCCUCUGGUGGGACAUGCUGCUUUGGGCGGAUGACCUGCAGACGAUGGCGAGCGAUAGAUUGCAGGUCGUGCUCGGCGGCAACGAUGUGCUGAUCGACGUGCCUGCCGUGUUGGACUACUUGUCGUCUGCCGGGGUGCCAGAUGAGAGUGUGACGGUCAUUCCGGGGGCGCAACAUGGGCAGGCUCUAUUCAUGCCGAGCGAGGGGAUGAAGGUCGUGUGUAGGCAUCUGCAGUUGGAGUGGUAGGCGCGCGGGGGCUGUCCAGGCUUGAUACCAAUUUUCCGAGGAUUACACCUCGUCAUUAUUUUGUGUUUGUAGAUCUUCCUUUAAUCUGAUGCUCAGCUCAGUAUAUCUUCAUCCUCGUC
Messenger RNA from Jaminaea rosea, 1736 nucleotides. RefSeq lists its product as hypothetical. The coding region runs from base 1 to 1617 and encodes 538 amino acids. The transcript is spliced from 2 exons. Lineage: Eukaryota; Fungi; Basidiomycota; Exobasidiomycetes; Microstromatales. The record is from RefSeq and is a predicted model, not a curated record.